AUGGGAAUUUGUGAAUCACAUGCACAAGAUAAUGUAGAAAAAUAUUAGGAUAGUUAAUAAUCUGUAGCUAUUCAAUGCUAUAACAUCUCUCAAAAUAAUAGAAAUAAAGUACCAGUAUUAAAUCCAGCAACAUAAAAUUCCCUAUAUUUUAAAAGAUCAAUAAAGGGUCCAAAUAUAACUUUUGAAGAUGUCCCAUAAAUAUAUUAGUUAUGA
This is a messenger RNA of Paramecium sonneborni, 213 nucleotides long. NCBI's taxonomy places the organism in Eukaryota, Ciliophora, Oligohymenophorea, Peniculida, Parameciidae. The record is from the annotation of a GenBank genome assembly.